Messenger RNA from Schistosoma curassoni, 2153 nucleotides. Lineage: Eukaryota; Metazoa; Platyhelminthes; Trematoda; Strigeidida; Schistosomatidae. The record is from the annotation of a GenBank genome assembly.
CUAACAACACUCGAUUUUUUCCAUCGUGUGAUACAUUUUAAACAUUUGGCGUAAGGUUGAACUGUGGCCCAUUAAUAUACAUCUUACAUCCUACAUGUUUUCGUCAUUUAGAUGUAGUAGUCAAAACACCGUCACCUUAUGAUCUGUAAUAAAUAACACAAGGAAAUUCGUUGCUCAUUUCAAUAGUAAAGUUCUCCUCAUACCAAUGUGAAUUUUUGGUAAAUUGGACUAGCACUCAUUUUAUACUGGAUCUUAUGUCAUAGCUAAUUAUUAGUGUGGUGAACUAUUUUUCCAACCUACAAUUUGUAUGCUUUCACAGAUCAAUAGAUACUUAGUCUUUAUAACAUUUAACUUUUCGAUACAUCUGUACACUAAGCUAAUAAUUUUUCAACUAUGAAUUCAUUCACAGUGAAUCAAAUUGAAUCUUGUCUUCUUUCCUGCUCGUCAACUAGGAAUGGAUUUAUUGGUGGAGACCCUAGGAGAUUACUAAUCAUUUUGAUAUAUUUUAUAUACAUAUGUAAUUGUGGUGACUAAUAGUAAAGUAAUUUGUCACAUUUAACGAACUUCACACAAGAUUAAGAUGGGUGAACAAUGUGCUGAAUGAAAGAACUGGACGAAAAUCACGAAAGAUCAGUUUAAAAGUCAAGCGAACAGAGAUUACAUUGAUUUUUUUUUAAUACAAUUAAUGUUGCACUGAACUAAUACGAAAGUCAUGUGAAUGAAUGUUACCUUUAAAUUAGUACAUCAUCAUACCGAAUUUCUUCCUAAUAAAUUUCAUUCAAGGAUUUAAUCUCCAGCGAUUUUAGAGGUGAAACAAAUAUACGAUACAUUGAAUGCAUAUCAUCUCUACUUAUUUUGAAAUAAUGAUACUCUUUGAGAGCAUACAGUAGCAGAAUAUACUACCCACAAGUUAAACAAUCAAUCCUAUCGAUCAUUCUAACAAAGACUUUAAGAUGUCCAUCGGAUUAUCAUAUAGUUUAAUCUGACAUGUCUAGUCUACUUCAGAAUCUAUGUGGUGUAAAGGAUUUUCAGUUAUGAGCACUGAUUGUAUUUUUUGGGGGGGGGAACAGACGUAUAAGAAUUACUAUUAUUUGAGUUACUUAAAUGGUAUAACAUACAAAUUUCAGAUUUGGUACGAAGCGAUAACGAGCUAUUCCGAUUUAUUCACUAUUGUAACCAAAUAAUUCCCUAACUCUUCGGGAAUUAUGGAUCCUAUUUCUAAAAGUCUUUAUCCAAUCAAUGAUGAAAAUAACAGUAGUACACAAAAUUGGAGUCAAGAUCCAGAUUUAACAGAUCAGAAUCAAGUCCCCUUAUCUACAACUGCAAUUCAGUCUGUUUCAGAUGAUGAUAACCAACCCAUUGUUGAACAACCGUUUAAAAAGCCGAAAUUGAUUAAUAUGCACAAUGUAGAUUCAUCACAAACUAAACGAGGUGAAUCUAAUACUAUUUUAGUCAUUGAUGAUUCAUCUGUUCCUUCAUCAUCUACUCAUAUAUCAGAAACUGUAACAAAUCAAUGUGAAGUUGAAAUUUUAACUAAUACUAAUUUGUUAGAUGAUGAAGAAACAGUUGAAGAUGAUGACGAUGAAGAAGAAGUGGAAGAUGAUGAUGAAGAGGAAGAAGAGGACGAUGAAGAUGACAGCGCUACUGUACUUGGUGAUGCAGAUACUGAAUCUGUUGUCAGUGAAAUUCUAUCAUCUGCACUACUACAAGAAAAAGAAGCAAGAAAAAUAGAAGAUCGUAAAUUACUGGCUUUAUUGGCACAUUUUGAUGAGGAACAGUUAAAUCGAUUCGAAACAUUUCGAAGAGCUACAUUUACUAAAGCUGUAGUAAGACGACUAAUACAAUCUGUAGCUCCAUGUUCAGUUUCACAAAAUGUAGUUAUCGCUAUGGCUGGCUUAACAAAAGUUUUUAUUGGAGAAUUAGUUGAAGAAGCAUUAAAUUACAAAGAAAAAUUAGGUGAAAAUGGACCGUUAAAACCAAAGCAUAUUAGAGAGGCUUAUCGUAUCUUGUCAAAUGAACGACGAUGCUGUACAGAAACACCAGAAAAUCCUCUUUUAUAACAUGUGUGUAUAUGUGUUUUAAAGUGUUUUUAUCUUUAUCAAUGUGUUAAUGUAUUUUGACUUCUUCCCUAAAUAAAAAAUGAACGCUUGUAA